AUGCAUCGAAGUAUGGCUUCGCUUGGAGCAAGCACUCCUUCAAAUACGGAUGAAAUAAUACCGCAGAUAAAGGCACAGGAAUAUACAUACACUCGGUCUACCUUUACUUCUGCGCCCACAAAGAAGGCAGAUUUAAAAAAGACAAAGAUUCCUUUUAUUAUAUCUACCACGAUUCUUCCAAUAAAUGAACAGCCUGUAAAGAGAGUUGAGUCAAUCCCUCGUUGCAAGGACUGCAAGGCAUACUUAAACACAUACAGCGAGGUUAUACCCCCUGGGUACAAGUGGAGGUGCUCCAUAUGCAGAGUUAUAAACGACUCGCCAACACCCUUGCACUCGUAUGGAGGAUCUCUUCGCGUGUUCAGUCCUUCCGAGAAUACAGAGAACAAUAAAAGAGUUAGCACAAACCCAAUUCUCACAGAAAGCAUUUUGGAGUUUGUUUCUCCAUCGGAUAGAAACACACCGCCGCCGGCAUCUUUGGUGUUUGUGGUGGAGUGCACGCCUGAGAGCAUUGAGAAAGGCACAUUUAGCACAGUUCUGCGGCAAGUAAACGAAGCUCUUGAGUACCUAAAUGAUCCGCAUGAAAGAGCGACCAUGUCCAUUGUGCUUGUCUCCUCUGUGGUGGAGCUAGUCAGGCUGAACGAAGACACUCUAGUUGUAGAUACAAUCAGCGAGAUAGAUGGAUCAUUGCCCAUGCUGAUGGAUACGGAGUAUGUAUCGAAGAUAAAGGAUCUGAAGAGUGCACUGCCAGAAAAGAUAGCACAGAUAGAGGCGUACGCUCUGCAGACUGUCAGACAGCCAGGAAACAACUUUGGUCUCUCGCUAAAGCUAGUAAAGGCACUAUUCCACAGAGGGGCUGAAGUGUUUGCCUUUAUGGUAACGCAGCCUUCUUUGAAUCCUGGCGCAAUUACAAAGCCAGCGCCUGGUCUGCGGCCAUGCAUUUCCUUCUAUGAGAACACCGCGCAGUCUUUGCUUGAAUCGAACAUUGCAGUUAAUCUAUACAUACUUACGGCAAAAACAGUUGAAGUUCCUUCUCUUCUUCCGCUGGUAGAAAAGACAGGAGGGUACAUCAGAUACUACCCUGCAUACAUGGGGCACUACUCGCAGGACAUUGAAGCAUUGCGAUGGGACUUGGUGCAACACAUGUCCUUGGACAAUGGGAACAAUGUCUACUGCAGAGUGCGCGCAUCUAACGAGGUAAGUAUCAGGCGGUAUUGGGGCAUGGAUGUGCAAAAUGAUGGGCUUAUACGGCUUGCGCGUCUAAGUCGUGGCAAGACCGUGUCCUUUGAAAUAGACUAUGAUGACGAUUUGGUGCUAGAGGGACUGACUGUACAGAUAGCUACUAUUUAUACAAAUUCAAUUGGAGAAAGAGUUGUGCGGGUUCUGAACUUCAUAAUUGGGCUGGGGCCAACCGCCAUAGAUAUUCUGGGAGUAGUGCAUGGAAUAGCACUAAAGUCCCUGGAUGCUGAGAUUUCUCAGAAAGGCACGGGUGUGAAGACUGCCCUAAGAAUGGCAUGUGAGGCAACAGAGUGCACAGGACUGCAGGGAAACAUGUCUGUCUUCCCCACACUGAUACAUGGACUCAUCAAGAGCAAGGUAUUCAGAAGUGCAUCUUCGGACUUGCGAGGCAUAAUAUACUGGGCUCUGCUUGAACAGCCAAUGAAAACAGUGGAUGCCAUGAUAUAUCCAACACUGGUGCGCCUGGACACAGACGUAGAUGCAUCAGAGACAGAUGAAAUAGUGCUUCCAUCCCCCAUGCGUUUAUCUGGUAACGUGGUUGGGGCUGAUGGAGUGUACUAUCUUGACUGCGGUAUUCUUGCAUAUGUGUUUAUAGGAGGCUCAUCUAAGUCGGAUCUGUUUGAAGGGGUGCAGGGGCGAUCAACCAUUAGUUCGCAGGACAAGAAGUGUGAAAAGAUUCGAACUAUAAUGGACUACAUGAUUGAUGGAAGGGUGUCAGAUCCAGUCACAUACAUUGUCCACCAGGAAGGCCACUCUUUCCUGCUGGAAGGCCUUCAGGCUAUGCUUCUUGAUGACGGGCCGUCACCUGUCUCAGCGGCAUUCCCCGAGUACUAUAAUAGGUUUGUAUCAAAGGGAUACAUAAAGUAG
Molecule: messenger RNA, 2103 nt
Organism: Nematocida ausubeli
Lineage: Eukaryota; Fungi; Microsporidia
Exons: 1
Coding region: 1-2103 (700 amino acids)
Biological process (GO): COPII-coated vesicle cargo loading; endoplasmic reticulum to Golgi vesicle-mediated transport; intracellular protein transport
Cellular component (GO): endoplasmic reticulum exit site; COPII vesicle coat
Molecular function (GO): zinc ion binding; SNARE binding
Source: RefSeq, a predicted model, not a curated record